AUGAAAUCUUCUCAAAGUUCCAUGAUCUUGUUGAUGGUGAUAGUAGGGAUACUAAUUCUUGGUGAGCCACAAGCAAGUGGGGCUUCAGUGAAUUGUGAUCCAGCCCAGCUGAGUCCAUGCGCUCCGGCGAUCUUUUCCGGCGAACGUCCGACGGGGACAUGUUGCGUGAAGCUGAAGGAACAGAGGCCAUGCUUUUGUAAGUAUCUGAAAGAUCCAAACUUCAAGGACUACAUUAACUCCCCAAAUGCAAAGAUGAUUGCUAAGCAAGUAAAAAGAGACAAUCAUAAAUCUUCUCCUACGUCAUCUUCAACAUUGAAGCGAGAGAGCAUCAUGCAGAUCUUCGUCAAAACCCUAACCGGAAAGACCAUCACUCUCGAAGUUGAGAACAGCGACACUGUCGACAAAGUCAAGGCAAAAAUUCAGGAUAAAGAAGGGAUCCCCACGGAUCAGCAGAGGCUGAUUUUCGCGGGCAAGCAGUUGGAAGACGGUCAUACUCUCGCCGACUACAAUGUUCAGAAAGAGUCUACUCUUCAUCUGGUUCUGAGGCUUAGAGGAGGAAUACAAAUCAAGGUCAAGACCCUUACAGGAAAAGAAAUAGAAAUCGAUGUCGAACCGGCUGAUACAGUGGACAGGAUCAAGGAAAGGGUUGAAGAAAAGGAAGGGAUUCCCCCAGUGCAGCAAAGGUUAAUUUUUGCGGGCAAACAACUCGCGGAUGACAAAACCGCUAAGGACUAUAACAUUGAGGGUGGUUCAGUGAUCCACCUUGUUCUUGCUUUGAGGGGUGGUUGUUUCGAUUACGCUUUGCAUUCCUUCUAG
Oldenlandia corymbosa var. corymbosa is the source of this 816-nucleotide messenger RNA. The record is from the annotation of a GenBank genome assembly. Lineage: Eukaryota; Viridiplantae; Streptophyta; Magnoliopsida; Gentianales; Rubiaceae.